This is a messenger RNA of Closterium sp. Naga37s-1, 1710 nucleotides long. Lineage: Eukaryota; Viridiplantae; Streptophyta; Zygnematophyceae; Desmidiales; Closteriaceae. The record is from the annotation of a GenBank genome assembly.
AUGUCGUCUGGGCGGGUUGUGAAGGAGGAACCUGAGGAGGAUGAUUGGAGAGGUGGGGAGGGGGGGAAUGAGGAGGGGAGUGAGGAGGAAAGUGAGGAGGAGAAUGAGAAAGAGCGUGAGGAGGAAAUUGAUGAGGAGAAUGAGGAGGAGAGCGAGGAGGUGGAGAGGGAGGAGGAGGAGGAGGAGGAAAGUGACGAGGAAACUGAGGAAGAAAAUGAGGAGAAGAAUGUGGAGAAGAACAAAAUGGAAGAGGAGAAAACCGAGAAAAGAAUUGAGAAGGAUGAGGUGAACGAGGAGGAGGAGGAAGGGGAGGAGGAGGGAGAGGAGGAGGGAGAAUGGGAGGAGGGAGAGGAGGAGGAGGGGGAGGAGGAGGAGGAAGAGGAGGAGGAGGAAGAGGAGGAGGAGGAAGAGGAGGAGGAGGAGGAAGAGGAGGAGAAGGAGGAGGAGGAGAAGGAGGAGGAGGAGAAGGAGGAGGAGAAGGGGGAGGAGAAGGAAGAGGAGGAGGAGGAGGAGGAGGAGGAGGAGGAGGAGGAGGAGGAGGAGGAGGAGGAGGAGGAGGAGGAGGAGGAGGGAGUGGAAGGAGGGCGAGUAGAGGAACAGCAGAAGGAUUCACCUCCGUCACAGAAAGAUCAGAGGAAGAAGAAAGUCCAGCCCCCCUGUUCCAACGUGCAGAGCUUUCGCACUCUCCUCACCCUUCACAAUGCGGCGCAGCAGGCGCGGAGAGAGGGAAAAUGCAGCGAAGACGAGACGGACGGUGCCAACUUCCAAACUUUGGCUGUCCCCGCGUCCCCUCCUCCUGUCUGUGUUGCAGAUCAGAGGCAGAAGAAAUUCCAGCCCCCCACUUCCAACGUGCAGAGCUCUCACACCAUCCUCACCCUUCGCACCGCGCCACAGGAGGCGCAAGGAGAGAAGGUGCAGGGGAGAGAGGGAGAGGAGAAUGCUCCUUGGACAAGAGGAGGAGGUUUUGAUCUUUGUUAUUCCCCGUGUUCACUCCCGCCUGUGUUGCUUGCAGAUCGCAAGGGGAAGAAACUCCAGCCCCCCGCUUCCCACGUGCAGAGCUCUCGCACUCUCCUCGCCCUCCGCACUGCGCCACAGCAAGCACGGGGAGAGAGGGUGCAGGCAAGAGGGGGAACGGCGCAUGGGCGAGACGGACGUGGUGGUGGUGGUGGUGCUGCUGCUGCUGCUGCUGCUGGUGCUGGUUCUGCUCGUCGUCGCUCCGCUCCUGCUGCAGCAGCAGCCGCCACACCAGACACCUCCCUCCCGCCCUUCCGGUUCACAUCCAAUCAAGAGUGGCGCCAUUUGGACUAUGGCAACGAUCUCACCGCCCUCACCGCAGACGGGCGGCGCGGCAGGAGCGCCGCCCGCGCGCUGGGGUUCCGGGGCGGCUGCAUUCGUCUGCCAGCGGUGCACCGGCAGAUGCUGAGGCGGCUUCUAAGGAGGAUGAUGUUCCGAGGGGAGGUGGAGCAGGCAGCAGGCGUGCUGGCAGCGUUGAUGGAUGCGGAUAAGGAUGCUGAGGUGGAGCAGGCAGCAGGCGUGCUGGCUGCUCUGAUGGACGCGGAUAAGGAUGCUGAAGUGACCAGACGGGCCGUUGACGAGCCUAUAUGGCUCGAGUCCAAGGUUGAGGAGUCCCAGGUAAGGAAGGAGAAACCCCUUGCACUGAUUAGAGGAAGUCAGGAGGUGGAGCAGGCAGCAGGGUGCUGGCAGCACUGA